AUGACCAGUAUCAAGGUUGUUGCGCGAUUUCGUCCGCAGAAUCGCACUGAGAUUGAACUUGGAGGGCAGCCUAUAGUUGAAUUUGAGACCGCAGACACAUGUCGUCUAGAUUCUAAAGAGGCCGCCGGAACAUUCACAUUUGAUCGUGUGUUUGAUAUGAACUCGCGGCAAAAAGAUGUGUUUGAUUUCUCCAUAAAAUCGACAGUCGACGACAUUCUGAACGGUUACAAUGGAACCGUGUUCGCAUAUGGCCAGACUGGCGCGGGGAAGUCGUACACUAUGAUGGGCACCGAUAUCGAUAAUGAUGAGGGUCGCGGGGUAAUUCCUAGAAUCGUCGAGCAAAUAUUCGCUAGUAUUUUGUCAAGUCCUGGCUCAAUCGAAUACACUGUGCGGGUAAGCUAUAUGGAAAUUUACAUGGAACGCAUCAGAGAUCUUCUGGCUCCUCACAACGAUAACCUCCCUGUCCACGAAGAGAAAAGCAGAGGUGUUUACGUGAAAGGUCUACUUGAAAUAUAUGUCUCAAGCGUACAGGAGGUGUAUGAAGUAAUGCGUAGGGGCGGAAAUGCUCGAGCUGUGGCAUCAACUAACAUGAAUGCUGAAUCUUCAAGGUCACAUUCUAUCUUUGUUAUAACGAUCACUCAGAAAAAUGUUGAGACGGGCUCAGCUAAAAGUGGACAACUCUUUCUAGUAGAUCUAGCCGGCAGUGAAAAGGUUGGAAAGACUGGGGCCAGUGGCCAGACUCUAGAGGAAGCAAAAAAGAUCAAUAAGAGCCUUAGUGCCCUCGGAAUGGUUAUCAACAACUUGACUGAUGGGAAAUCAUCCCAUAUUCCUUAUCGAGACUCGAAGUUGACCAGAAUCCUCCAAGAAAGUUUGGGUGGAAAUAGUCGGACGACACUAAUAAUCAACUGUUCACCAAGUAGCUAUAACGCGGAAGAAACCUUAGGAACUUUAAGAUUUGGCAUGCGAGCAAAGGCGAUCAAAAACAAGGCAAAGAUCAAUGCCGAAAUCAGUCCAGCAGAGCUUAAGGCUUUGCUCAAGAAAGCCCAAUCACAGGUUACAACUUUUGAGCAGUAUGUCCACACUCUAGAUGCCGAAGUUCAACAAUGGCGAUCUGGUGAUAGUGUACCUAAGGAAAAAUGGGUGCCGCCCCUGGAAAUUGUAAAUGCAGCUAAGCAAAAGUCACAAACACCAAGAUCUGCCACUCCCUCGCGUCUCCAAACAGAAAGUCGAUCAGAGACGCCAGCUCUUCAUGAUCGGUCCUCAACACCUGUUGGGUUCGAUAAAGACGAGCGCGAGGAAUUUCUUCGACGUGAGAACGAACUACAAGAUCAGAUUUCUGAAAAGGAGACGCAGAUUGCUUCGAUCGGUAAAGCACUAAACGAAUUCAAAGAGGAAAUUUCGUUUUUGAAGGAACGUGACAAUAAGUCUAUCCGAGAGAACGAAAGGCUCACAGGAGAAGUGAAUGAUUUUCGUAUGCAAGCCGAAAGAUUAUCAUUCGAAAGUAAAGAGGCCCAGAUCACUAUGGAUAGUCUCAAAGAAGCCAAUGCAGAGUUAACUGCAGAGCUUGAUGAUGUCAAGCAACAAAUACUCGAUGCUAGAGUUUCUAACAAGGAGACUACUGCCUUUCUAGAUGAAAAAGAGAAAAAAAAAGCGGAAAAGAUGGCCACUAUGAUGGCUAGCUUUGAUCUAGGAGGUGAAGCUUUUGGUGAUAAUGAAAGGUCACUCCAGAGAGUAAUUGAGAAAGCUGAAGACUUACGCCAACAGUCGUCCAUUGGUAAAGUCAUAGCUGUGGAGGACUUUUCAGAAUUUUGUACAGCACUGGUUGAAACGCAAGACAUAAUCCGUCAAGCAGAACUCUCUCUAUACGGAAAUUCAAAUACCGAAACAACGAGCAAGGUUGUAAAAGAGCUACAAACCCGGAUCGUUCAACUAGAACGUGAGCGCGAGGAGCUUCUUGAGAAAAAUCUUAGCGAAUUAGAAGUGAAUGAAAUAAAAGAACGCCUAGCCGAAGCUUACGCCUCUAGGCACGAUAUACAAUCAUCUCUUGUUUCCGAAUUAAGAGCCGAAAUCACUCAGAAAACAAUGGAACUUCAAAGCUUCAAAGCUAUCAAUGAAGAUCUACAGAUAAAAGCUAAGACUGACGGUAGUAUUCCAACUGCCAAUGGUAAAACAGUACAACAACAGAUUGCUGAGUUUGACUCAAUGAAAAAAAGCCUAAUGCGAGAUCUCCAAAAUCGCUGUGAGCGUGUGGUCGAACUCGAAAUUUCCUUGGAUGAGACAAGAGAACAAUAUAAUAAUGUUCUUCGCUCAUCGAAUAGCCGUGCACAACAGAAAAAAAUGGCAUUUCUAGAGAGGAAUCUUGAGCAGCUCACUCAUGUACAGCGACAACUAGUUGAGCAGAACAGUGGAUUGAAGAAGGAAGUGGCUAUAGCAGAACGUAAACUAAUUGCUAGAAAUGAUCGUAUUCAAUCCUUAGAGAAUUUAUUACAAGACAGCCAGGAAAAGCUAAGUGCAGCUAACCAUCGUUUCGAGUCUCAGCUUUUAGCCGUAAAGGAACGUCUCGAGGCAGCAAAGCAGGGCAGCACUCGUGGUCUUGGAUCCCAAACGGAUGCUGGAUUCUCAUUCGGUGGGGCUGGCAGCCGUAUAGCCAAACCACUACGUGGGGGUGGUGGGGUAGAAACAGCUGUCAUUCCAACUAUCUCCAGCCUUCAGAAUGAAGUAUCCGGAAACAACAGCACAGGAAAAAGAAGUAGUUGGUUCUUUUCAGGGCAGAGGUGA
This is a messenger RNA of Blumeria graminis f. sp. triticale, 2778 nucleotides long. NCBI's taxonomy places the organism in Eukaryota, Fungi, Ascomycota, Leotiomycetes, Helotiales, Erysiphaceae. The record is from the annotation of a GenBank genome assembly.